AUGUCUCUCAGAUUGGUUCUCCGCACCUUUGACUCCAUGGUGAGUGCCGCAGUCACAGAAAACUUGGAAGAAGCUGGAGUGAAAGUCCUCAGGAAAACACAGGGUGCACCCAACACAAGGUUUAUAUUUCUGCAGAAGUUUAAGGAGUUUCUUAAGGAAAACAUGACAUCAGGGAGAGUACAUCCUGUCCAGCAGUGCCCCCUACCAGUGAUAUUGUGUUUAUUUCACAGAAUGAUCCGUCUGCUUAGAUCAUUAUGGGAUGAUCAUGCGUCCCAUGCUGCUUCACGGGGUCUGGUCAGCAGUGACAAGGCUCAUGUAGCAGAAUGGUGUUUUGCUGAUGACAGUGUGACAUUUGUGGACAUCCAGAGAUUUGGAGGAGUAAUGAGCCAUCUGAAGAAAGAACACAAAGAACUUUUGCAGAAAUGCAGUGAGCACAGAUCCAGAUCUGAUCUACAUCUCCCCCCUACCUCCCUCUUAGAGCUGUUAGAUGGGACAAUCAUGUUAUUUGACAUAGGGGCAUACAAACAGCUGGGCAAAAUGGCCACCCUCCAUGACACAAUGAAGGAGUAUGUCCUGGCACUACAAGACACUCAGAGUAAAAUUGACCGUGCUGCACCCGAGAUGACAGAAGUGUUAGCAGAGGUGAACCAUGCCAAGUCCGUAUUCCUAGAAAAGUCUGCAGAACAAGCUAGGCAGAGAGCUUGGCUCAUAGCAGUUGUCUACUCCAAGGAGAAGCAGCUGGAUGUACAGUGGAUAAUGGAGACUGCGAUGCGUACCAUUGAGAAUGCCACGGUCUUUUUUCCCUUCAUACCAGAGUACUACAUUGAAGUCUGCAUCAAUGCCUACAAUGCUUUGAAGCACUACUUCAAUCCCAUCCAGCCCUUCAGGGCUCUGGAGCACCUGGAUAGGAUUAAUGAAGAAUUUGCAAGGUUCUUGGCAAAACAUUUUGCUAACAACCAAAUUGUGAAUACAGUGGGUUGGUUUAUGGGUGUCAGGCGAGAAGCCGCCACCAGUGCCUUACUUAACGAGCCUGGCUUCCAGAUGUCCUCUGUGGAGUUUCUGCUGGGAGGCACCCCAGGUCAGGCCACAGUGUCUGCCAGUGACAAGAGGAACUUCUCUCUCAGGAAAUAUCAAGAAGUCAGUCCAGAGGAGAUAAAGGAGGUGGAAGAGAUGAUAUCGCAUUUAAAGAAAUGUCAAAUCUCCAGGGAGAGAAAAUCAUCGUUCUCUGAAGGAGAAGAGUGUACCAUCUGUUAUGCCCACUCUGCCAACUGUGUGUUCCAACCAUGUAAACAUGUAUCAUGCAGGAGUUGUAUAUCCCAACACCUAAUGAGCCAUAAAGAAUGCUUUUUCUGCAAGUCCACCAUUACCAAAGUGCUGGACAACAAUGGUAAAGUUGUGCCCAUCAAGUCGGGGAAGUCAUAACAACAGGAAGAAGUUGCCUGGCAACCAGGGGAAGUGGCAACUAAAACCAGUUACCAAGCAACCAAAAGGGGUGGCCAAGCAACCAAAUCAGUUUAAUUGUUUGGGAAGUUACUGAGCCAUAAAACAUUUUUAGUAGUACAAAGUUCAAGUUAUUUUACAACAGGAAUAGAUCACCUAAUCAGUUAAUAUGUUGUUCAGCAACAAAAAAUUGUCCCAAUCUAAAAGAUGCCUCAGCAUUACUUAACUUACAAAUAUUGUCAAUUUAACCCCAUUUAUGCAUAUUCAGGCAGUAUUAAAAGGAUAGUGCAAGAAUGAAAGAACAGUGCAACUUGGAAAAUGAAUUGAUCAUUAAGGUUGAUUAAUAUUCAGUUUGCCAAUAUGAAAGUUGUAUAGAAAGGCAUUAGGCUUAAAACCAGUUCUUGAAUAUCUUGAAUAUCUUGAUAUUUAUGUAAGCAUUCUCACUAUAGGUUUGUGACCUAUUUGAAGUCAGCAGUCUAAAUACAAGCUUCUAGUUUUGCAAGGUAAUUUAUUUCACUCUUGCAUCACAAAUGUAUCCAAUUUACAUAUCAGACAAAUAUAUUGUAUCAAUUCACAUUGCUAUGCAAUGUCCUUUAUAUUCAAGGAAAGUUACAACAGUCACCAUAUCGGUAGUAGGUGUUUAAAACUUUUUGCAUAAAUGUGGUAGAAAAACAGGGGAAAUGAUUAAUUUUGGUGUAUUUUGAUUAAUAAGCACUGAAUGAAUUGCAUUUGUGCAUGGUUGAUGGAUUUAUUGAAAUGAUUGCUUUUAGCUUUAUUCUCAAGAGCUGAAAAAUGAAUACUUUAAAAGAUAAUUUAUGAUGUAAGUGUAACAACCCCAAACUAUUAUAUGCAGUUUGUGACAAUAUUCUGUGUCACAUAUUGUUCCUCAUUAAAACAUUAAUUGCUAUUUUUUUUCUGAUCAAAUACAUUUUAACUUACAAAGUUAUCUUGCCUCGAGUUUUUUCUUAAGUUUUUCUUAAUGUGGAAAAUAUUGUGAUUCAUCUUGACUUUACCAGUCUUAUAAUAAUAAUAAUAAUAAUAAUAAUAGUAAUGGUGAAAGUAAUCCAUCCUUUUUCAAUGUUCAGCAGACUUUAUGAAAUAAUAAAUAAAGAAAUGUACACACACAUUAUUAUUGAGAGCAAAAUAAGUAGCUACAUAUUAAGAUAUGUUAUUUUAAUGAUAUAUGGGAAAGAAGUAAAGGUCAGUUAAAAUUCAGUCCUUUUAGCUAUAAACUUUUUUAAAAUGUUGAAAAGGUGAUGACUGUUGCAGAUUUCAAUGGCCAAAUUAGGCUACAAAAGAGACCUUUCCACCCUUACGGACAUACAUACACAGUAGAUCUGUACAGCGAAAUGCCCCUUAGGUUCUAGGAGUGGUCAUUUAGGAAUUUGCUUCCUAUGUGCAUUGCCAUUACAGAUAUUUAACUUUCAAAUUGCCAAGAAAUGUGGCUGUAUUGUGGAAUUCCAAGAAAAUUGAGUGGGAAAAGAUAAUAUUAUUGGAAAAAGAUCUCUUAACGUCUCAAUGGAAGGAAUAAAUUUUGUAAUUAAACAGAAAAACUGGAGAAUCCCUUGAAGAUUUCAGGAAUAAUUGCAUUAAGUCAAAAGGAAAGGCUCUGCUCGUUGUUUUCAGAGUGUAUGUUCAGUGAAAAAUGACACAUAAAUGAAAUGGUAGUAAAAAUGUUUUAAUAUUUUAAAAUCGAUAAAUUUUGAAUUACUUUUAUUUAUUUCACAAGAAACUUCUGAUAACGGUGACAAUGUGGAAAAUGAAGGAAGUCGAGUGAGAAUAAAAAUCCCGUCAAACAAAUUGCUGUGGAAUAAACUGAAGAAAAACGGAAAUGACAAUAAUUUGAUAUGAUGAAAAUAGCCAGGAAAUAAGAAGUGAUCCAUAAAUGUUGUGACUUACAAUUACCUUUACCUCUGCAUGAGGCACUGAACAAAGUUUCCUUUAUUGCCUUGUAAAAUUUUCUUUAUUCACAUUAAUUUUCUUUUUGACUACAUUUGUUAAUCUCUCUCUGCUCUAAUAGAACGCUACCAUUUCUUGUAUUUA
Molecule: messenger RNA, 3483 nt
Organism: Lingula anatina
Lineage: Eukaryota; Metazoa; Brachiopoda; Lingulata; Lingulida; Lingulidae
Product: E3 ubiquitin-protein ligase RNF123
Cellular component (GO): cytoplasm
Molecular function (GO): protein binding; ubiquitin-protein transferase activity
Source: RefSeq, a predicted model, not a curated record